CACGGAUAUUAUGCAGAAACACUUAUGUAAGAAAGCUUAGCUUAUGCAGGUGGAAAACUUGUGUUUCUUUUUAUCUAGUCUAUGUGUGUAUAUAAAAAAAGAAACUAUAGCCCCCACUGAAUAUACAGGAUUGCUGGUUGGGUUAAAUGACUCCGUGUUGAUCCGACCUCGUAUACAGGCUUCAGCGGGGUGCUAUAUCUACUGUAUUACUAAUUGUUUAAAUAUCCAGAACCAAACAGAGUUCAUGAUAUCUUGCUGUAUUUUAUUCCUUUUUGUUUUUGUGAGAAUAGUCUCCCAUGAGAUAAGUCGUUUCCGCAGUCUUGACAUUGAUUAACGGAGUAUUGUGGUUUGGUAAUGUGACGUCAUUUUAGGCGUCGAGUUGCAACAAAGCAACAUUGUUUCAAUUUCUUAAUUAUUUGGUUUACAGGUUGCAUUUAGCUGAACGCUACAAUGUUACGACGUUACGUGAUGGUUUUGUUCGGGAUGUCGUGUGUAACCGUUGUCCUCAUCCAUCAUUCCGCAAAUUUAAACUGCCCUGUCCCUACUCGCAAGAGAAUAUCAACUAACUGUACAGAAGCGAUUUACCGCGACGUACAUGUGUCUAAUAGUGAUGGUCCAUCAACUCUGGAUGAUAUUUACAUCACCGUAAGGACAAGUAGAAAAUUUCACGAAUCCCGAGUUGCUCCAAUCGUUCAGACUUGGUUCAAUCUUGCGAGAAAACAAACUUAUAUUUUCACAGACGGUGAUGACGAUAAGCUGAAUGAAACAACUGGGGGUCAUAUUAUCAACACACACUGUGGACAAGAGUAUAAUCGACCUCAUCUAAGCUGUAAAACAGGAACAGUGUUUGAUAAGUAUUUGGCGAGCGGUAAAAAGUGGUGGUGCCGAUUCGACGACGAUAAUUACGUCAAUCCACCACGUCUGGUCAAUCUUGUUAAUGGUUAUAACUGGACACAAGACAUCUGCAUUGGUAAACUAAGCGUUCCAUCAUAUACAGCAAACUAUCGUGGUCGUCCUGAGAUAUAUCAGUUUGCCCACGGCGGUGCUGGUUGUUGUAUUUCCAGACCAUUGGCCUUAAAAAUGCAACCGUGGUGUGGAAGAGAAAAACUGGUGGAGACUACAGAAGAUGUUGGGAGGCACGAGGAUUGUACUUUGGGUUUCAUUAUAACCAACCGAUUAAAAAUAGACUUGACACUCACAGACCUUUUGCAUUCCACAAGAGAGUCACUUAGAGAUUUAAACCCGGGCACUUUACAUGAGCAAGUGAGCAUAGGACAAGGCCCGGGCAACACAGUGAAUUUGGACCAAGCGAAGAAUGCAAAGAUAUUCAGUCAUGAUGUGGACCCAACACGGUUUAUUACUCUUCAUUGUUUUCUAUAUCCUACAUCUAGUAUAUGCAAAGCAUAACAUUGUGUUGAUUCUUCUUAUAGUUGGAUUUAAGAGCGAUGUAGAGCAGUGAAUGUAAUACAAAUAUAAACAAGUGAAA
This is a messenger RNA of Ciona intestinalis (vase tunicate), 1486 nucleotides long. The record is from RefSeq. NCBI's taxonomy places the organism in Eukaryota, Metazoa, Chordata, Ascidiacea, Phlebobranchia, Cionidae.